CGUCCUGGAGCGUCACGGCGCGGGCGGACCGAGCGACUCGCUGCAGUUUGGCACGGCGGGUACUGGCGCGUCGGCCGCUCCGCUCCCCCGCCGGCAGCCUCGGGCGCGUGGAGCCAGCGGUCCAGGCGGUGGCGCGGGGGGCCGGGAGCGGGCCGGCGGCGGCGGCGGCGGCGGCGGCGGCGGCGGCGGCGGAGCAGGCAGAGGCCGGCUGGCCCGCGCUCGGCAGUCCGGGGCGCGCUCCAGCCUCGCCGGCAGCCGGGAGCUGAGGGCUCGGGCACCCUCCGGCCCGCGUCCGCGCGCGGCCACAUGGCUCGGCUCCGCGCGCUGCUCUCCUGCCUGCUGCCCCUGCAUUACGCGCUCUGCGCGGCCGCGGGCAGCCGGAUCCCAGAAUUGCGUCUCUCUGGAAAGCUCCGUGAAUAUGGUGUGACAGUGCCAUGCAGCACAGAUUUUCAGGGACGCUUCCUCUCCCACGUGCUGUCUGGGCCGGCAGCAGCCUCUGCAGGGAGCACCGUAGCGGAGGGGCCCCCUGCACCGCAGUCACACUCGGGUCCCCUCCGGGUGGCCCGCAGCCUCCCGCGCCCAGAAGGAGCCACCUUGCACCCUGGCCGGGCGGGGCGCCCCUCCCUCUACUUCAAUGUCACGGUUUUUGGGGAGGAACUGCAUCUGCGCCUGCGGCCCAACCGACGGCUGGUGGUGCCCGGAGCCUCGGUGGAGUGGCAGGAGGAUUUUCGGGAGCUCUUCCGACAGCCCCUACGGCGGGAGUGUGUCUACACUGGGGAUGUCAUGGGCAUGCCUGGGGCCGCUGUUGCCAUCAGCAACUGCGAUGGAUUGGCGGGCCUCAUCCGCACGGACAGCAGCGACUACUUCAUAGAGCCCCUGGAGUGGGGGCAGCAGGAGCAGGAGGCCAGCGGGAGGACGCACGUGGUGUACCGCCGGGAGGUCCACCAGCAGGAGUGGGCUGAGCCCGGCGGGGACCUUCACAAUGAAGCCUUCGGCCUGGGCGACCUCCCCAACCUGCUGGGCCUGGUGGGGCAGCCGCUGGGCGACGGGGAGCGGAAGCGGCGGCACGCGAAGGCGGGCAGCUACAGCAUCGAGGUGCUGCUGGUGGUCGAUGACUCGGUGGUGCGUUUCCACGGCAAGGAGCACGUGCAGAACUACGUCCUCACCCUCAUGAACAUCGUGGAUGAGAUUUACCACGAUGAGUCUCUGGGGGCCCACAUAAACAUCGCGCUGGUCCGCUUGAUCAUGGUUGGUUACCGACAGUCUCUGAGCCUGAUUGAGCGUGGGAACCCGUCUCGCAGCCUGGAGCAGGUGUGUCGCUGGGCGCACUCUCAGCAGCGCCAGGACCCCAGCCACUCGGAGCACCAUGACCACGUGGUCUUCCUCACCCGGCAGGACUUCGGGCCCUCAGGGUAUGCGCCUGUCACCGGCAUGUGCCACCCCCUGAGAAGCUGUACCCUUAACCACGAGGACGGCUUCUCCUCAGCCUUCGUGGUGGCCCAUGAGACUGGCCACGUGCUCGGCAUGGAGCAUGACGGCCAGGGGAACGGCUGUGCGGACGAGACCAGCCUGGGCAGCGUCAUGGCACCCCUGGUGCAGGCUGCCUUCCACCGCUUCCACUGGUCCCGCUGCAGCAAAGUGGAACUCAGCCGCUACCUCCCCUCCUACGACUGCCUCCUCGAUGACCCGUUUGUGCCCACCUGGCCCCGGCCCCAGGAGCUGCCAGGUGUCGACUACUCAAUGGACGAGCAAUGCCGCUUUGAUUUUGGCUCUGGAUACCACACCUGUUCUGCAUUCCAGACCUUCGAGCCCUGUAAGCAGCUAUGGUGCAGCCGCCCUGACAAUCCGUACUUCUGCAAGACAAAGAAGGGGCCCCCCCUGGAUGGGACCGAGUGUGCGCCUGGCCAGUGGUGCUUUAAAGGUCACUGCAUCUGGAAGUCGCUGGAGCAGACUUACGGCCAGGAUGGAGGCUGGAGCUCCUGGACCAAGUUCGGGUCAUGUUCGCGGUCAUGUGGGGGCGGGGUUCGAUCCCGCAGCCGGAGCUGUAACAAUCCCCCCCCAGCCUAUGGAGGCCGCCUGUGUCCAGGGCCCGAGUUCCAGUACCAGAUAUGCAACAGCGAGGAGUGCCCUGGGCCCUAUGAGGACUUCCGGGCCCAGCAGUGUGCCAAGCGCAACUCCUACUACAUCCACCAGAACGCCAAGCACAGCUGGCUCCCCUACGAGCCUGAGGACGAUGCCCAGAAGUGUGAGCUGAUCUGCCGGUCAGAAGACACAGGGGAUGUGGUCUUCAUGAACCAGGUGGUCCACGAUGGGACACGCUGCAGCUACCGGGACCCAUAUAGCGUCUGUGCCCGUGGCGAGUGUGUGCCCGUCGGCUGUGACAAGGAGGUGGGAUCCAUGAAGGCAGAUGACAAGUGUGGGGUCUGUGGCGGCGACAACUCUCACUGCAGGACUGUGAAGGGGACACUGGGCAAGGCCUCCAAGCAGGCAGGAGCUCUCAAACUGGUACAGAUCCCAGCGGGUGCCCGGCACAUCCAGAUUGAGGAGCUGGAGAAGGUCCCCCACCACAUUGCGGUGAAGAACCAGGUCACAGGCAGCUUCAUCCUCAACCCCAAGGGCAAGGAAGCAAUGAGCCGGACCUUUACUGCAAUGGGCCUGGAGUGGGAGUACGUGGUGGAGGACACCAAGGAGAGCCUCAAGACCAGUGGGCCCCUGCCUGAAGCCAUUGCUGUCCUGGUGCUCCCCCCCGCCAAAGGGGGUCCCCGCAGCAGCCUGGCCUACAAGUACGUCAUCCAUGAGGACCUGCUGCCUCUUAUCGGGAGCAACAACGUGCUUCUGGAGGAGACGGACACCUACGAGUGGGCGCUCAAGAGCUGGGCCCCUUGCACCAAGUCCUGUGGAGGAGGGAUCCAGUUUACCAAAUAUGGCUGCCGGCGCCGGCGUGACCACCACAUGGUCCAGCGGCACCUGUGUGACCACAGGAAGAGGCCCAAGCCCAUCCGCCGGCGCUGCAACCAGCACCCGUGUGCCCAGCCCACGUGGGUGACGGAGGAGUGGGGUGCCUGCAGCCGGAGCUGUGGGAAGCUGGGGGUGCAGACCCGAGGGGUGCAGUGCCUGUUGCCCCUCUCCAACGGUACCCACAAGGCCAUGCCGGCCAAGGCCUGCCCUGGGGACCGGCCUGAAGCCCGGCGGCCUUGCUUCCGCGUGCCCUGUCCAGCCCAGUGGCGCAUGGGAGCCUGGUCCCAGUGCUCUGCCACCUGUGGAGAGGGCAUCCAGCAGCGGCAGGUGGUGUGUCGGACCAACGCCAACAGUCUCGGGCAGUGUGAGGGGGACAAGCCGGACACCGUUCAGGUCUGCAGCCUGCCUGCCUGUGCAGGAAAUCUCCAGAACUCUACAGUGAGCACUGACAUCCAGGAACCUGUGACCCCAGAAGAAGAGUGGGUGCCACAGUCUGGGCCCCUAUAUCCCAUUAACAAGAUAUCAUCAACAGAGCCGUGCACGGGGGACCGGUCCAUCUUCUGCCGGAUGGAAGUUCUCGAUCGCUACUGCUCCAUCCCUGGCUACCACCGGCUCUGCUGUGAGUCCUGUACCAAAAGGGCCCUGGGCCCCGACGCCAGCCUGGACCCACGCCUGACCUCACCACCACCCUUCUCCACCCCCGGGAGCCCUCUGCCAGGAUCCGAGGCCCCUCCAGAUGCUGUGGAGCCCACCGUGGGGCUGACAGGAGCAGAUGACCAUCAACAUGGCCAGCCCACACAGCUCCCAAGGCCUCUGGGCACCAGCUCCCCAGUGACCCAGCACCACUCUCCUCCCCAGAAUCUGAGCCCUCGGGUGUCCUGGGGCACUUCCCCCAGCGCCCCCCGGGGACUGCCUUGGGGCUGGACCAGGGCACCUGUACCCGUCUCCGAGGAUAAAGGACAGCUCAGGGAAGCCCCGAAGCCCCCAGGCACCGGCCUCCCGACCACGUCCCUGGUCACAUGA
This is a messenger RNA of Mustela erminea (ermine), 3981 nucleotides long. It is a transcript of the gene ADAMTS14, whose product is annotated as ADAM metallopeptidase with thrombospondin type 1 motif 14. The record is from RefSeq and is a predicted model, not a curated record. Gene Ontology annotation, molecular function: metalloendopeptidase activity. NCBI's taxonomy places the organism in Eukaryota, Metazoa, Chordata, Mammalia, Carnivora, Mustelidae. Gene Ontology annotation, cellular component: extracellular matrix. Gene Ontology annotation, biological process: extracellular matrix organization; proteolysis. The transcript has 22 exons. The coding region runs from base 307 to 3981 and encodes 1224 amino acids.